Molecule: messenger RNA, 2258 nt
Organism: Epinephelus moara (kelp grouper)
Lineage: Eukaryota; Metazoa; Chordata; Actinopteri; Perciformes; Serranidae
Product: D-amino-acid oxidase-like
Exons: 11
Coding region: 153-1190 (345 amino acids)
Molecular function (GO): FAD binding; D-amino-acid oxidase activity
Source: RefSeq, a predicted model, not a curated record
AGUGAGCUGAGGUUGUGUGAGUUAACACAGCCUUAAACAACUUGUGCAGUGGUAGCCUGGUUCCAGACCAUAGACCCCGCCCACUCAACUGGGAGCUUCAGUCUGACACUCAGGCUAGUGCAGUGGUGGACGAAAACCAGCCUGAAGCAGACAUGCGGGUGGCAAUAAUUGGAGCUGGAGUCAUUGGCCUGUCAACAGCUCAGAGCAUCUACCAGCAGUAUCACUCCAUCGUCAGCCCACUGACCAUUGAGGUGUAUGCAGACCGUUUCACCCCACUGACCACUAGUGAUGGAGCUGCUGGCUUUUGGCAACCAUAUCUCUACGACAACGGCAACGUCCAGGAGACAAAAUGGAAUAAAGAGACAUUUGACUACUUGCUGAGCUUCCUCAGUUCACCGGAUGCCAUACAAAUGGGUAUAUUCCUCCAGUCUGGCUACAACCUCUGCACUGAACCAGCCCCAGAUCCUUCAUUUAAAGAUAUCGUCCUGGGCUUCAGACAGCUCACAGAGCGAGAACUGCGCAUGUUCCCCGGAUACAAUUACGGGUGGUUCAACACUGCUCUCAUGGUGGAAGGUAAAACAUACUUACCUUGGCUGAUGGACUGGUUGCAAAAAAGGGGUGUGAAAUUUCAUCACAGGAAAAUAGAGUCCUUCAAGGAGCUGGCAGAAACAGGGGCAGACGUGAUAAUAAACUGCACUGGGAUUAGAUCAGGGGCGCUCCAGCCGGACCCUGACCUCAAACCAGGCCGGGGUCAGAUCGUGAAGGUGGAGGCUCCGUGGCUGAAGCAUUGGAUUCUUGUCCAUAAUUUUAUAGAAGAAGUCUACAGUUCACCGUACAUCAUUCCAGGGAGCCGUCUCGUGACAGUUGGUGGGAUUUUCCAGAUAGGAAACUGGAGUGAACAGAACAACUCCACCGACCAUAAGCACAUCUGGGAUCGUGCAUGCCAGCUCGAGCCAAGUCUCAAGCAUGCCAGGAUAGUGGAGGACUGGAGCGGCCUCAGGCCUGUUCGCAGCAAAGUCCGCCUGGAGAGAGAGACCAUACAAUCUGGUGCAACUAAAAUAGAGGUAAUACACAACUACGGUCAUGGAGGUUUCGGAUUAACCAUUCACAGAGGCUGCGCCCAGGAGGCAGCAAGGCUCUUCGGUCAGAUCGUGGAACAAAAAGGCAAAGGUCCAAAAGCUCGCUUGUAAAUUUGUGUCUGUCAGUACUGAUUGAUGCACCCCUUUUUCUAAUUUCAAUGUCAGUGCCUUGUAUCUUGUACCACACAAACUGUUUUUUGUCUUUAAGUAACAUUUAAAGCCAACAUAUAUUCAGUAUCAUAUAUUUUUGGGGAAAUCACAUCACUUAUAAUCACAGUCAUGUAAUGGUUGUAACUUAUAGGUAAGCUGAAAGAGGAGACAUUCCUAUUGUUGUCCUUGUCCAUUAUAAAUGAACAGAUGGCUCAUUCACAUGUAACAAAAUCAUACUUGAAUCUGGAUCGUCCACCUACAGAUCGCUCACAGUACAGGGCCAGCUGCAAACAAAUACAAAUGAGACAAACUUUUUCACUGAAAAAAAAUAGUCAACUUUCCAUCAUUCUUGAGAGCGGUGGCCCUUGUUGUCGACUUAUGUCUGCUACCUAGCAGAAAGUAUGUGCUGUUUGGUAACUGUUUGUCAGCUUGUUUACUGCCUGUUUAUGAACAAAUUAGUUAUGCCUGCGUAGUUCCUACUUGGUGCAUGUUCACAAACUGUAUGAUAGUACUGCCGUUGGCUGCAGCCCUUAAAAAUCAGUCCAUGGGCCACAACUGACCCCCUGGCUGGACUUUGAACAUGCCUGGUUUAUGGAGUACUUGUGACAUUUUAACACCUUUUUAGUUGAGAGUCAACAAUUUAACAGUUUUGUUUUAUUCUGUACAUGUUAAACACAAUUUCUAUAGAGUAUAUGUGACAAUUUGGUACAUAUUCUCUGAAUAAUUUUGUUAACUUAAACUAUUCACUCAACCUAAUACAGGCAUGUCAUUUACGCCAGGUAUAGUGCUGUAAGGCAGUUUAGUGCACAUGAUUAGAGUAAAUUGUGGUCAAUGUUGUGCAUAACAGACAACAUGGAGUUUGUAUUGUAUUGGAUCGUAAUACGUUUUUGACCAGGCAGUGUUGAAGUAUAAUAACGGGUAAUAUGUGAGAGUAUAUAGAAAUACGACAUCGUGCUGGUAAUUUUGGAAGGACUUGGCCUGUCGUUUGUUUCUUUCUUUUUGUAUUCUCAAUAAACCUUGUUAAACUUU